Ostreococcus lucimarinus CCE9901 is the source of this 2100-nucleotide messenger RNA. RefSeq lists its product with no specific name. Gene Ontology annotation, biological process: lipid metabolic process. The record is from RefSeq and is a predicted model, not a curated record. Lineage: Eukaryota; Viridiplantae; Chlorophyta; Mamiellophyceae; Mamiellales; Bathycoccaceae. The coding region runs from base 1 to 2100 and encodes 699 amino acids. The transcript has a single exon.
AUGCCGGCCAUUCGCUUGUUCGGACGCCACUGGCUGUUGUCGAGCGAUGAUUUGCCGCUGCCCAUGGCGGGAUUGAUGACGGUGCACACGCUGUGGUGCGUGAUCAUAUUGGUGGUGUACGAGCGCGCGCACAGGACGUUGCGACAAAACUGCGCGGGCGGGGAACACGCGAUGGCAUGGUUUUACGCGACGUUCUCGUGUUAUUUCGUCGCGCUGUGCGUAGAGGCGAUCCUGCUUCAUCUCUCCCUGCGAGGGAGAAUCUUAGAACCGGAGAAGAGACGUUUGGUGCCAUACUUCUUGUACGCGCACUUGUUCCUGUUGUCCGUGGACAUUGCGUUUACAAUUUUGGGUACUGUUGUGGAUGCGGAGUUAUCGGCGUGCAUGGAUCGCGCACGCGUGCGGGGAAUGGUGUUGAGCAUCAUCAUUGGGAAUUUCAUCGUCAUCGGCGUGCAUUUCUGUGGAAUUAUGCUGAUGUUUAGCAUGUUUGGACACUUACCGAGCGAUCAAAAGUGGUACAAGAUUUUCAACAUCAUCGCGACGGUUUUGUGCAUCAGACGUCGAGAGAGAACGGAGGAUCCCGAAGUGGACAGGCAGUUAGCGGAGCAAGGGACGUUAGGUCACGUAGCAAAUUGUUUCGCGGAGGUUUUUCAGGGCGCAGAUGUGGUUCCGAGCGACAUCGCCGCAGGCAUGGGCUUGCUCGCGAUUCAGCAUAGACACAUGAUCGAGAACGAGCCGUUGGGUAAGCCGCUCGCAACAGAUUCGGACGCGCUCGCGCCGUACAAGUCUCUCAACGCGAUGUACGAGGAUGCAGCACAUUAUUCUCGAUGGGCGCUCGCAGCGUACGGAUGGGCGCUGUUCGCUUGGGCGGAUCCGCGUUCCGGCAUCGGAAUGGCGUGUUCGUCCGAGGCAUGCAUGAGUUGUUGCGGUUGUCGAAAAUGCUUGAGGAAAUCGCAGGACCAUCGCGAUCCGCACGAUUUGAACCGUGAAGCGUUGAAAAAGUGCGCGGGGAUUGCGUCGGAUGAUUUGUUUUACGUGUCGAUGGCGAACGGCAUUGGUGAACCGCCAUAUUUUAUUGCUCGAGACGUUCGUCGCAAGGCGGUGGUGCUCUCGGUACGGGGUACAUUGAGCAUCGCAGACUGUGUCACGGAUAGCAUGUAUAAGCCGUGCAUGUUAAACGCCGAUGCCAUACAUGAGCCAGGACUUCAAGGUUCUGAUCUUCACGUGCACUCGGGCGUUUUUCGAGCGACCAAUUUUAUUCUCUCGGACUUGAACGCGAAUCGAAUUUUAGAACAGACAAUUUUAGGAGAGCAGCCGUCCGCAGAGAGUGCGCCGCUUCCGAGCAGCGCCGUCGAUUGUCACGACUGGGACUUGGUCUUAACUGGGCACUCCUUGGGCGCGGGCGUCGCCGCCGCGUUGUCCUUGCAUCUUCGCAAAAAGUUUCCCAACUUGAAAGUGUGGUGCAUCGAACCUCCUGGAGGCGUGUUGAGUCCAAAGUUAAGCAAUAUCACUAAGGCUUGGACGUAUAGCACGGUGCAUCACUGUGAUUUAUUCUGUCGACUAUCGGGACCAGUGUUGUUGAAGCUCCGUAGCGACAUGAUGGACUCGCUGACCAACGCAAAGCUGAACAAGUUUUCUUUGAUGAUGCGAAUGACGUUCAACGGCACCAAGUUGCAAAUUUCUGACGUUCUUGACCCAGAAAGUGCGGCGAGUGAGUCUACAGCGCUUCGCGAGGAUUUCAGAACGUUCUCACGGGCGCAAGUCGACUCGACACCCAUGAUGGCGGCGCCGUUGCAUCCUCCGGGACAACUCAUUCACUUGCUCCGGCUUCCCAAUGGUUCAUACGCCCCGCGCCUCGUGGAAGCCCACGAACUCAUGGACCGUGGGAUGAUGAUUCAGUACGGAUUCUUCGCCGAUCACUUCCCGGAUAAAGUCGCCGCGGUGCUUUCUGAUUUAGCCGCGGGCAGUACCGAGGCGUCGCAGUCCAUCACCUCCAUGGGAACCUCCACGGCUGACUCCACGCGCACGCUCGUCGACAGGCUCGUCAACAGGCAAACGAGCCAGUCGAGCCGUAGAGUUCUUGGAGACCUAGAAAACGUUUAG